CACUUAUCUCAAGGUUCAUUGAUCCUACCAGAAAACAGUUAAUCUGCGCACAUAUCUGGAGUUUCUUUCAAUAUAGCAGUUGCCGUUAAAUAACCAGACUAAAGGUAUUUUAAAAAAGUCAUCAAUUGUCAGAUAAAAAUGGCAGUAGUCCUACACACAGCCAAAAAGCGGCCAGUUGAUAGUCAAGAAUUAGCACGGUUGUCACGAUACUGGGACAUGUUCAGCAAAGGAUUAAACGAGGAGCGCUUGUCUGAGAAAUACACAGACUUUACAGUCCUUUCCGAUGAUCAGAAGACUUUCCCAUGCCAUAAGGUUGUUCUCGCUGCAGUUUCGCCGUUCUUUGACACCAUGUUCCAAACUGAAAUGCAGGAGACGCAACUAGGACAGGUUCCGCUACCAUUUGAUGCGGAAACAGUGGAUCUUGUUUUACAGUAUAUUUAUGCAGGAAAAAAUGUCAUAACCGACCAGAACUAUGUUGCUCAGAUAUAUUUUGCUGCAAAUUACCUCCAAAUCUCUACACUUGUUACUGACUGCGAAAAUUUGCUGUCCAGGGGUAUGCAAGACGAUAUCAGCCUUGAAGUUUGGCAGAUAGCUAAACAGUUUAGAAAUCUAGAAGUUGCUGAAAUCGCUAAAAGUAUUGUACUUCAGAACUUCAGCGAUUUUUGUCACAUUGAUAGCAUUGGCCGGAUUGGUAUCGAAGACCUGAAAGUUCUGCUCCAAGAUAAGAUGACCAAUUGUAGCGGAAAGAUAAAAUGUAAGGCAGCAUGGGUGUGGCUUAUAGCUCAACAAAGCCCUGAUUCUUCAACCGCCAAUGAUUUGAUAAGUGCUCUUGUUGCUUCCGAGAACGUAGACAAUGAAGAUAUACUUGACGUAUACCAAAAUGACUGGGAUGAAUUUCUGCAAGAAAAUGUCGAUAUUGAAAAACUUGAUUCAUCUAGAACACUUUGGAAAACUGUCUGCAGUGACCUAUGGAUACAAGCAGAAGAGGGAGUCGGUUCCAGGCAUAUUUCUACAAAUGAAUGUUUGAUUGUAGUGGGUGGGACCCCAUUGGAGGAAAGUAGACUUACCUUGUUCAAUUUCAAGAAGAAGAUUUGGUAUGAUUUAGAAGCAGACAAAUGUGAGCUUGGGCAUCGCUAUGCUGUUUGCUCACUUGGAAGUAUUCUGUACCUUAGUGGUGGCACUAAAAAUCAGAAAGGUUUCAUGAGUUUUAAUGAUUACACAAAGAGGUGGGAUAAUCAGGCUCCUUUGCCAGUUGGUAGAGAGCAGCACAAUAUGUGUACAGUUCCAGAUAACAGUAUAAGAUCCGAGCUUCGGACCGUUGAUCGAAAGAUUUACGUUUUGGGCGGGACUUCGCAGCAAGAACCAGCCCUGACGGAUGUUCACGUGUACAAUAUCGGAACCAUGACAUGGUCGAAAUGCGGCAAUUUGGCUUAUGCAGUUGCGGCAGCUUGUUCAACAGUUGUUGGUCAAAGAAUUUAUUUGUUAGGCGGGGCUUUGGUUGGCGGAAAUAGUUCUAGACAACCGUCAAAUAAGAUACAAUGUUUCGAUACGAGUAAAGGAUAUAGCUGGAACAUAGACCAAACUCUUCCAUUCAAAUCGAAAUUGCAAAAGAUGGGGGCUGUUUGUUUCGACAGUGAAAAGGUUGGUCAUCGGGUCUAUGUUGUACAUAACAGAAUGAUUUACCAACUGAAGUUCAACAAGCACACCGGUGUUGAUAUAAAAGAAGUUUGUGCCGUUUCAAAUGCUCCAACAAAAGGUUUUGCGGUAUCUAAUUUUGGAGACAAGCUGUUUAUUUUCGGUGGUGAGGAUGACAGUUUCAAAAGCUCGAAGGGUAUUUUACAGUAUGAUAUAAGCUCUGAGAAAGUAGUUUCUCUGCCAAUAAAACUACCAUUUGAAAUGAAGGAUUUUAUGCAUACUGCAAUUCCGGUACCAGAUUCAUGGGUUUUGACGGAAUUAACCGAAAAGUAGCGGAAAUUACUGAUACGCGAAGGAAAUGUACAGUGGAAGGCGGAAUUAAUUGAAUUUUGUCCAAAAAAAAUCACCCAAAAAACUGGAAGUUUGACAUUUAUUUGAAUUAAAGAUAAAUCAAUCAGUGUUUUGCUAAAUAUAUCGUCACAUUAGUACAAUAACAGAUUAAGUCCGUCUAAAUUUAAUUAGAAGUUAAUCAGUUAUUCCACUAAGGUGACGAUAUUUGCGUUUAAUAUGUCUUGUGCCACAAGUUGUGGCCGAACUUAGCUAGUCGAUUUUUGUUUUUGCUUCAGUCAUGAUGUAUGAUUUGAACAGUAAUUAAUUUAGUUCAUUAAUCAAGAAAUGAUCGAUGUGUCAUUUUAUAUUCUUAUCAAUGUUAUUGAAUGAUACAUUUUGUAGAUGUUAAUUUAUAACUAUUUGCCAUUGCUGUAUUUUGACAAGUACUUUAACAAGUGUUUGUAUUUUACUUUAAAAGCUCAAUAAUUAUGCAUUGUACCAAGUGCCAUAACUCGUCCUGAACGUCAUUUUCUAUCAGCUGUUAUCCCGGUACGGCUGUUACCCGUUUUUACACAGAUAUAGUUGACAAUUUAUAAUUAUUUGCUAUUGUUGUAUCCCAAGUGCCAGAAUUAACUCGUCCUUAACAUGAUUUUCUGUUUUCUGGGUACUAAGCAAUAAUAUACAUUUGCGGAAGGUCGGUAUAUGGACGUGUUUCUUCUCAGGUGUUACAAAAUUUAACAGCUUGGAACAAUCCGAGAUUUUCGGGUCUUCAUAUAUACCAUAAAAGAUAAAAUGUUGACGUAAAUAUAUUAGCUAAUAGUUCCCAAACAACUAUAUAUUAUUUAAUUAUCCGGGUAAAAAUUAAGAAAGAUACAUGUUGUUAUAUGAAGUAAAAAUACCAUGCAUGUGAAUAAAUAAAGUAAGGUCAGCCUAUGUAAGGCAAGAUCCACACAAAUGACAUUAACGGUUAGUAAUUAAUGGGUCAAAGAUAAUUAUAGUUAAAUGGUAUAUUGCAGUUAUCAUGCAUGCUAUUGUAUUGACUGUGUAUAGUCAUGCAUACAAAUAUACUCAAAUUCUGGAACAGGAGGUGAUAACUCUUUGCCCCCAGUAUAGAGCCAGGACAAUCUAUACAUUGUGCGUAGUCUGGUCGGGCUCUUUUAGCUAGUGUUGACUGUUGAUAGCUAAAUUUUAUAUUAAAAUUCCCCACUAAAUGGAUUGUUCCAAAGUCAAAACAGGGCAAACCCAUUGCACAAAUAAAUUCAGUAGGUAUGUUAUUGAGUAUUGCAAUGGUAUAAAUGCAUGCUAUGUAAUAAAUUGUGGAUUUAUA
This is a messenger RNA of Ruditapes philippinarum (Manila clam), 3292 nucleotides long. RefSeq names its product kelch repeat and BTB domain-containing protein 4-like. The coding region runs from base 139 to 1968 and encodes 609 amino acids. Gene Ontology annotation, molecular function: protein binding. The transcript is spliced from 3 exons. NCBI's taxonomy places the organism in Eukaryota, Metazoa, Mollusca, Bivalvia, Venerida, Veneridae. The record is from RefSeq and is a predicted model, not a curated record.